CUGCUUAUCCAAUCAGCGCUAUGUAUAUACUAUCGCGAGAUUUCGAUGAGACUUCAUCCUAUAAGCUCAUGGGAACGAGGAUAGUCAACCCUUUUCGCCAAGAUGGCGCCGAAAGCCAAGAAGGAAGCUCCUGCCCCUCCCAAAGCCGAGGCCAAAGCGAAGGCCUUGAAAGCUAAGAAGGCAGUGCUGAAAGGCGUCCACAGCCACAAAAAGAAGAAGAUCCGCACGUCACCCACCUUCCGGCGGCCCAAGACCCUGCGGCUCCGGAGACAGCCCAAAUACCCUCGAAAGAGUGCACCCAGGAGAAACAAGCUGGACCACUAUGCCAUCAUCAAAUUUCCCCUGACCACUGAGUCAGCCAUGAAGAAGAUAGAGGACAACAACACACUCGUGUUCAUUGUGGAUGUCAAGGCCAACAAGCACCAGAUCAAACAAGCUGUGAAGAAACUCUAUGACAUUGAUGUGGCCAAAGUCAAUACCCUGAUAAGGCCUGAUGGAGAGAAGAAGGCAUACGUUCGGUUGGCUCCUGAUUACGAUGCUCUGGAUGUUGCCAACAAGAUUGGGAUCAUCUAAACUGAGUCCAGCUGGUUAACUCUAAAUAUAUAUACAUUUUUUUUCCACCAUAAAAAAAGCUGUUUGUGUUUUUUUUUU
Messenger RNA from Meriones unguiculatus (Mongolian gerbil), 651 nucleotides. It is a transcript of the gene Rpl23a, whose product is annotated as ribosomal protein L23a. The transcript has 5 exons. The record is from RefSeq and is a predicted model, not a curated record. NCBI's taxonomy places the organism in Eukaryota, Metazoa, Chordata, Mammalia, Rodentia, Muridae. Gene Ontology annotation, cellular component: cytosolic large ribosomal subunit; ribosome. Gene Ontology annotation, biological process: ribosomal large subunit assembly; translation. Gene Ontology annotation, molecular function: structural constituent of ribosome; rRNA binding. Bases 103 to 573 code for a protein of 156 amino acids.